Suillus paluster is the source of this 948-nucleotide messenger RNA. RefSeq lists its product as uncharacterized. The transcript has 7 exons. Bases 1 to 948 code for a protein of 315 amino acids. Lineage: Eukaryota; Fungi; Basidiomycota; Agaricomycetes; Boletales; Suillaceae. The record is from RefSeq and is a predicted model, not a curated record.
AUGGGGUCAAUGGGGGGAGGGGGAGAUGGUAGCAUCUUUGCGGGGAGGAUGUGGGAUGUGAACACAGCUGUCUGGACAAAUGACGGCUGUUUCGUGGAUGUUGAGAGGAGAAAGGUUUGGGAGGUCUGCUGCGGUGUCAUUCGACAUUUGAGAGGAAGGGGGGUCAUGCCAUCCGUCACACAUAGGCCACAUGUCCCAGAGGCUGCUCCAGAGUAUGCUGAUCCUGGAACUAGUAGAUGUGUCCACCCAAAUACCAUAGUUACAGGUUGGCAGACAGGGAACAAUCCACAAUCCAACAAUAAAGGUUGGAGAGGUGUCGAGGAAGGAUUGGAGGUGGAAAAUGUAUUUGAGGUGUUUGCAUUCAGGGAGAGAGACCAAAUGGUCUGGGAAGUUGAAGGUGUAACCGAUGUAAUCGUGAAUGUCACCAAAAUUGGCACCUUUAGUUGGAUGCCAGGGAAUGUUGAUGGGGCCAAUGUAGACCUUGGAAGAAUGGAGAUCAUAGUAGUAAUGGUAUGGAGUGCCAUUGGAUAUUCUGGUGAAGGGGCUGUUUGGAUCAGGAACACAGAUAAUGAAGAAGUUGUCCACCCAUUUCCAGGUGGGACCGAUGUAACAUUUAUGAUCGGGGAGAAUAGGAAUGGUACAAUAGGCACCUUUGAUAUUGAGGGAGGCAGCUUGAGUGCCAGAUGGAGUGGUGGCCACCUAGAGGGUGGGAGGCUAGGCUGUGCCCCAUGCACUAGGCAAAUUAGGGGGAGCAUAGGUAGUGUCAAUGGGAUUGAGCUGCCCAAGAGGAAAACCAUGUCUGAUUUUAUCAGGGAGCUGUUGGUACUGGUCAAGAAGAUUGGCAUUCCGGAGAAAGAGUUUGAGUUGGUCAGUGCAAUAAGGUGUAAGGACUUUGGAGAAGUCAGUGUCCGAGUCAUAUGCAGUGGAAAUGAUGUGGAGAUUGUCUAA